Molecule: messenger RNA, 379 nt
Organism: Dentiscutata heterogama
Lineage: Eukaryota; Fungi; Glomeromycota; Glomeromycetes; Diversisporales; Gigasporaceae
Source: the annotation of a GenBank genome assembly
AGAUGUGGGAAAUACAACACCAGCACUAUCUAUUGAGGAAGUUGAGCAUGCAUUGAGUACGAGAUCCUCCGUUAGACGACUAAACCGGUCUCCAUCUAUUAUUAGUAGAAGGAGUCAAAGACAUUUACCAUAUCCCGCUUCACCCCAUAAUAACACUAAUAUAAACAACCCUGGUAUGAGAAAUUCUGAGCAAAAUAUUAGCGUCCCACCGCCUCCAAUUGAAACAUUAUCUCCUCAACCACCACCUUACUCACGGGCCACAGAUGAAGCACAAAAUAAUAAUCAGAGCCAAGACAGUUCUAACCACAAAUAUUUAUUAUGUGUCAUACUAUUAUAUGAUUUAACGGUCCCACGGGUCCGCUUUUCUGCGAUCACUUAA